CCGCCCCAGCGCGCUCCCCUCGCACCCGCCACCGCCAGCGGCGCCCACCGCAAAAUGGGGAAACAGAAUAGCAAACUGGCCCCUGAGGUGAUGGAGGAUCUGGUGAAGAGCACGGAGUUCAACGAACAUGAGCUAAAACAGUGGUACAAGGGAUUUCUAAAGGACUGUCCAAGCGGUAGACUGAACCUUGAGGAAUUUCAGCAGCUGUAUGUAAAGGCAAAAUCACAGGAGACAAAUGGGAUCUUUGCAAGAGAAACCACCAGGAGGAGUUCCAAAUCCUUAAUGUUAGAUUUAAAGCAUAAUUUCUCUGUAUGAUCUUAUAGUUGUCAGAUCUAUGACAUUUUAUCUGGUAUCUGAAUUGGAUUUUGCCCAAGAAGACUCCCAGAAAUAAAUAUAUUUUGA
Molecule: messenger RNA, 402 nt
Organism: Nothoprocta perdicaria
Lineage: Eukaryota; Metazoa; Chordata; Aves; Tinamiformes; Tinamidae
Product: visinin-like protein 1
Exons: 3
Coding region: 55-315 (86 amino acids)
Molecular function (GO): calcium ion binding
Source: RefSeq, a predicted model, not a curated record